Plectropomus leopardus (leopard coralgrouper) is the source of this 2093-nucleotide messenger RNA. It is a transcript of the gene dnajb6b, whose product is annotated as DnaJ heat shock protein family (Hsp40) member B6b. The record is from RefSeq and is a predicted model, not a curated record. NCBI's taxonomy places the organism in Eukaryota, Metazoa, Chordata, Actinopteri, Perciformes, Serranidae. Gene Ontology annotation, molecular function: Hsp70 protein binding.
UAGUCGCUCUGAGCAGCCACACACCACCAGCAACCAGCCACCAGCUGCAGCAGUUACACACUCAGCACUCAGGCGAAGACGAGGGAAUUGCGACAAAAGAGAGGCCCUUUGAGCGGACAUUUCCUCUUUAAGGAGGCCACAUAGAGGACCCUCGCACAGAACGGCACCUACAAACUCACACAGACAGAACCAUGCUGGAAUACUACCAGACAUUAGGAGUGCCGAAAAAUGCAACGCAAGACGACAUCAAAAAAGCCUACAGAAAAUUGGCAUUGAAGUGGCAUCCAGACAAGAACCCAGACAACAAGGAGGAAGCAGAAAAAAGGUUCAAAGAGCUGUCAGAGGCGUAUGAAGUGCUCUCAGAUGAAAACAAGAGGCACACUUAUGACAGAUAUGGCAAAGACGGCCUUUCAGGAGGGGGAGGAGGAGGAGGAGGAGGAGGCCAUUAUGAUCACUUCACAUUCCGUAAUCCCGAGGACGUUUUCAGGGAAUUCUUUGGCGGCAGAGAUCCAUUUGCAGAUUUUUUUGCUGAUGACCCUUUUGAAGAUUUCUUCGGGGGCAGUCGCAGUCGCCAAAGGGGCGCAAGCCGAAGCAGAAUGGGGGGAUCGCUCUUCGGGUUUGGGAGCUUCCCGGCAUUUGGACACGGCCUCACAGGGUUCGAUUCAGGUUUUAGCUCAUUUGGAGACAUGGGUGGAGGGUUCACUUCCUUCUCCUCUUCAUCUUUUGGUGGAGGAGGAGGAGGAGGCGGAGGCGGAGGCGGGGGAGGAGGAAUGGGUAACUUCAGAUCUGUGUCGACCUCCACCAAGUUCAUCAACGGCAGAAAAAUUACUACAAAACGGAUCGUGGAGAACGGACAGGAGCGCGUGGAAGUGGAGGAGGACGGUCAGUUAAAAUCCCUAACAGUUAAUGACAUCGCAGCCGAAGACCCCUUGGAGGAUGAGUUCUGCCGCCACAGACAGGCCGCACUUCCUGGCCUCAGCCAUCACCAGCGCUACCUGAGGAACUCCGCCCAAAACCCCUCGGAGGAAGAGGAGGAGCACGGCCUACAGAGCCUAACAAGAGGACACAUGAACACAAAGAGGAAGAAACUGUGGCCAAAGGAGGCAGAGUCCAAAAAGAAGAGAGCUCCUCGACUCUUCCCUCGGUUUGGAGGAUUUGGUACCUUUUUUUAAACACCCCCAACCAAACACACACCCACACAUUUAUACAUAUAUAGGCCUAUAUAUAUAUAUUUGUUGGCAGAAGUGCCAUCAAUCAUACAUGGCAUUGGUUCAUAGUUGCAAUUUAUCGGAGACACAUCAGCACUGCUGUGCCGAAUCUCCUCUUGUUUAUCAGCAGCAGUGCAGCGCAUAACUCUUGCCUCAGCCAGACAGUAGCCUGCAGAGACUUCACUUCAAUGUUUUGUUUUGUCCAAGAUACAUUUUUAUUAUUAGUUAAGCUUUUGCUAUUGCUGUAUUUAUUGUGGGUGGGCCCUGUGGAUGUACAGUGAGCUUUCUGAACUUUAAUUAAUCUCUGAUGAUUGGACUUCUCCACUUUUUACACCACACACAUUUUCAGAAAGUGUUUUCAAAGAGUUCAGGGGGAAGGAGAAUUACAGUAGCAGCCUUGUUUGUGAUAAGCGUGAAAAUUACUGCAGUAAUACUGUGUUGCAUGUGAGAAUAAGUGAAGGUCAAGCUAUUCAGUGAAUCCUUUUUUUCAACAGAGACGAGGAGAGAGAGGGACAUCUGGGGAAUGUGAGAGUAAAGAGAACUAAAAGCAUUUAAGAGUGAGUUUUAUUACGGCAGAAAAAUUGUUCUGUUCAAUCCUCAAUCACACAUGAAAAUUGACUGUUGCACUCUGGCAGCAACAUUAUCCACUCUUUACAGAGAGAAAACAGCUACAAAACCCUCUUGAAGUUGUUAAUUUUUUUUGGUAGGAUUCUCCGUACAGAGUGGAUUCAGCAAUAUGUUAACCUUCCAUGGGUGCUUUUGUAAAAGAUUUCUAAAACAAAAUACAAUAUCUGCCAUCUGAUUUGUCCUUGGCUGGUUUUUAAGUAAGUGGAAAUGUAGAAAUGUCUGAAAAUGGACUCCUACAAAUAAAUGGUUAAAGAAAAA